UCAGUGUAGGGCUUUUAGGGUUAUUUCGAUAUAAAGCUCAAAACUUUGAACGCUCGCCGUCGUCUUCCAUUCACUUAUCUUGCUGCCUCCCUCGCAUCGGUACUUCUCCGCCACCUCCAUUAUCAAGGGUUUGUAAUUUCAAUCGGCCCCAAAAAUGUCAGGAGAAGAAGAGGUUGUUGUUCCAGCUGCCGAGCCUGUUGCUGCUGCUGCAGCAGCUCUAGGUGAACCCAUGGACCUUCUGACCGCACUGCAACUUGUGCUGAGGAAGUCAUUGGCUCAUGGUGGGCUCACACGUGGACUCCACGAAGGUGCAAAGGUCAUCGAGAAGCACGCUGCACAGCUCUGUGUGGUAGCUGAGGACUGUGACCAGGCUGAUUACGUUAAGCUUGUCAAGGCUCUAUGUGCUGACCAUAACGUUAAACUGCUGUCAAUUCCUAAUGCUAAAACUCUUGGAGAAUGGGCUGGUCUUUGCAAGAUUGAUUCAGAAGGAAAGGCAAGAAAAGUGGUUGGUUGCUCUUGCGUCGUUGUGAAGGAUUUUGGCGAAGAAUCGGAAGGCCUUCAUGUUGUUCAGGAGCACAUUAAGUCCCAUUAAAUUAGAAAAAAAGUUAGCCCCAUUUCGAUUUGGGUGUGAUGUUCUUUAGGUGGAAGUGGAAUUGAGUAACUUUCCAUUCAGAUUAUCGAAACAUAUGAUGUUUUGUCCGUCUUUACCUCUCUGUCCGGAAUUGAAGAAGUUUUCUGUGUCGUUUCUUUA
Messenger RNA from Pyrus x bretschneideri (Chinese white pear), 751 nucleotides. Its product is annotated as 40S ribosomal protein S12. Bases 155 to 592 code for a protein of 145 amino acids. Gene Ontology annotation, molecular function: structural constituent of ribosome. The transcript has 5 exons. NCBI's taxonomy places the organism in Eukaryota, Viridiplantae, Streptophyta, Magnoliopsida, Rosales, Rosaceae. The record is from RefSeq and is a predicted model, not a curated record. Gene Ontology annotation, cellular component: cytosolic small ribosomal subunit; ribosome. Gene Ontology annotation, biological process: translation.